ACCGACUGUUUCUUACAUAAGUAUUGGCUGCGGAAUAUUUCAUUCCCCUAUAUUACCAACCCGAUCUCCUCAAAUCCCACACACGACAAUAUUCAGAAUGGCUGUCACAGAGAUCGGCUGCAUGGGCGUGAAGCCCAACAUCAACAUCAUGGACCCCAGCACGCGCGAGGGCCGGAUCAUGACCGGAGCGUAUGAGGCCGUCGUUUCCAAACCCGGAGGACCGCAGCAAGUCUACUGGGGCCUUGAGAUCGAGAAUCCGUUGUCAGUCUGGGCUUUCUUUGACUGGGAUUCGGUCGAGGAGCACGAGGUGUUCGCCAAAGCGUUCGGCGGCGAAGCGGUGAAGGAGCUUCCGACCAUCUUAACGCAUGGCGAGUUCACGAAGCACAUCACCAUGGAAAAAACGGAGCCUCUGGUCCUCCAGUCUCCUGUGACGGAAGUUAUGCUCGCUUACUUUCCCUCGGCUAUCUCGCCAGCUGGGAAAGACAAAGCUGCCGCACAGCUUCAAAAGUUUGUAGAGAAGAGUCUUGAAAAUUGCUCCGAUGUCAUGGCAGUGAGCUACGGCUGGGGCGUGGAGAACGACUUUCCUGUGAGAGGAGGAGAGCUAGGACAGUUGGGGUCUCUUUUAACAGCGUUCACCGGCUGGCCUAGCAUUGACGCGCACAGGAAGUUUCGGGAGACGGAGGCUUUUAAGGAGAGUGUGGAUUUGAUUAGGGAUAUGGAGGAGAUUGUCAAGUUGGCGAUGUUCCACGUUCGUUGCCAGAGCCUUGGAAAGGAAACAAAAUAGGGAAGACUACGAAGUUUGCGAGGAAGCGGAGACCAGGCCGUCUAGCGCACAUUAAGUAGAGCGAAUUCCAAGAUGCGGAAAGUUAACUAUUCAUUCUAUCUAGACCUUUAUCCACUAUCUGCUUACUGUUCCUGGG
Messenger RNA from Hyaloscypha bicolor E, 920 nucleotides. RefSeq lists its product as uncharacterized. The record is from RefSeq and is a predicted model, not a curated record. Lineage: Eukaryota; Fungi; Ascomycota; Leotiomycetes; Helotiales; Hyaloscyphaceae. Bases 98 to 784 code for a protein of 228 amino acids. The transcript has 2 exons.